AUGGCACCCUCAAAGGACGAACAACUUCAGGGGGAGCUGGCGUCGUCGUCUUCGGACGACAACAUUGCCAUCGAUGACAAGAAGGGUGAAGUCGUUGACAGCGACCUGCCACCUCUUCCCACCAUCGAACAUGACCUCAAAGUAGGAAUUGCCGAACACGAUCUCCUAGCAGAUCCCAAUCUCGAUGCAAGCUUCAGGGACAAGGUCAUUGCUGCUCUAGAGCAUGGUGAUGUCGCUGCCGAAAAGGAGCUGGAACAGGUCUUGCUCAAUGACUCCAUCUACCCCGAAGUCGCUGCAGCCGUUGCUGCCGUCGACGACCCCGACAUGCCCGUCAACACCUUCCGUGCAUGGUUCCUCGGCAUGCUCUUCGUCAUCAUCCUCAGUGGUGUCAACCAGCUUCUGUCCUUCCGUUAUCCCUCGGUCACCAUCACUGGUCUAUGCGUGCAGCUCGUCUGCUACCCCUUCGGAGUCUUCAUGGCCAAGGUACUUCCGACCAGGGCGCUCAAGACGCGCUGGGGCAACUUCAGUCUCAACCCUGGACCUUUCAACGUCAAGGAGCACACUGUCAUCUCGAUCAUGGCGACCGUCGUCUAUCAGCGAGCUUACGCCACCGACCUUCUGAUCGUCCAGGAUCUGACCUAUGGGCAGCCUGCGCCUUUCGGAUAUUCGAUCCUUGUUGUGCUCUCCACUCAGAUCAUCGGCUUCAGCUUCGCAGGCUUCUGUCGCAGAUACCUCGUUUACCCAGCUGCCAUGAUCUGGCCCGCAACCUUGGCCUACUGCUCUCUCCUGUCGACUUUGCACCAUCAAAAGCAGGAGGACACACGCUACAUGUCACGACAAAAGUUCUUUGGUAUCGCGUUUGGCGUAGUCUUCUUCUGGUACUUCUUCCCAGGAUACAUCUUCACUGCACUCAGCAACUUCGCUUGGGUGACCUGGAUCGCUCCCAACAACAUCGUCGUCAACCAACUGUUCGGAACCAGUUCGGGACUGGGCAUGUCUCUGAUCAGCUUUGACUGGUCUCAGAUCAACUACAUCGGUUCCUCGCCUUUGGUGACGCCUUGGUUCACACAAGCCAAUGUUAUCUUCUCUCUGGUGCUCUUCUUCUGGGUCUGUGCACCUGCGAUGUACUACAGCAACGUCUCUCACUCCAAGUAUCUUCCCAUGAGCAACAGUCACACCUUCGACCGCUUCGGUAACAGAUUCAACACGAGCAACAUCAUUACCCCACAGGGAACCUUUGAUGCAGUCAAAUACAACAACUACAGCGCCCAGUAUCUUCCGACGGUCUUCUCGAUCUCCUAUGGACUUUCAUUCGCGUCGAUGACCGCCACCCUGGUGCACACUGCACUCUUCUCUGGCAAGGACCUCAUCAGGCAAUUCAAAUCGUCUCGCACCGAAGAGCCUGACGUCCACGCCCGUUUGAUGAAGUCUUACAAGGAAGUGCCAGUCUGGUGGUAUGUCGCUACCUUUGUGGUCUCGAUUGUCUUUUCCAUCAUUUCCAUCGAGGUCUGGGACACACAGAUGCCGGUCUGGGCUCUCUUCAUUGGACUCUUGCUCGGUGCCAUCUACACUCUCCCAAUCGGUAUGAUCUAUGCUGUCAGCAACAUCGAAGUCGGUCUUAAUGUCCUGUCAGAGUUCAUCAUCGGAUAUGCUCGCCCGGGCAAGCCGAUCUGCAUGAUGCUCUUCAAGACCUACUCGUACAUCUCGAUGUACCAAGGAGUCAGCUUCCUCCAGGACCAAAAGUUCGCCCACUACAUGAAAGUGCCACCUCGUACGGUCUUCAUGUCGCAACUUCUCGCCACCAUCGUGUCCGCCUUCGUUCUUCUGGGUGUGCAGAUCUGGGCUCUUGCGAACAUCAAUGGCAUCUGCACACCCGAUGCCGACGACUCUUUCAUCUGCCCCAACACGACCGUCAUCGGCACUGCUUCGGUGAUCUGGGGUCUCAUUGGACCUAAGCUCAACUACUCUGCUCAUCAAGAGUACAACGCCUUCCUGUACUUCUUCCUGGUCGGUGCCAUUGUUCCCAUCCCUACCUGGUUCCUUGCCAAGCGUUAUCCCAAGUCCUGGAUUCGCUACGUCAACUGGCCUGUCAUCUUCACCGGUACAGGCUUCAUUCCACCUGCCACUGCUUACAACUACACCUCGUGGGCAUUUGUCGGCUUCCUCACGCACAAAGUCUGGCGCAGGAGGAACUUCGGUAGCUGGAGCAGGUACAACUACGUCCUGUCCGCCGCCCUUGAUGCAGGCACUGGUCUUUCGACUGUUUUCAUCUUCUUUGUCCUGAUCUUCCCGGCCAGCAAGUCGACGGCCUUGGAGAACUGGUUCGAUGGCUCGUGGUGGGGCAACCUUGCCUCGGCCAACACCCUGGACUCUGCUCAGGCGUCCUACCUCUCGGCAAGCUUGACUAACCCCUUCACUGGGACGCCUGCCGAGCUUGGCAUUGGGGCUUGA
This is a messenger RNA of Microstroma glucosiphilum, 2451 nucleotides long. Its product is annotated as OPT oligopeptide transporter. Gene Ontology annotation, molecular function: oligopeptide transmembrane transporter activity. The transcript has a single exon. The record is from RefSeq and is a predicted model, not a curated record. NCBI's taxonomy places the organism in Eukaryota, Fungi, Basidiomycota, Exobasidiomycetes, Microstromatales, Microstromataceae. Bases 1 to 2451 code for a protein of 816 amino acids. Gene Ontology annotation, biological process: transmembrane transport.